GCAAAAGCAGAAGAACUACGAACUUGAACAUUUUCCUACACAAAAACAAAACAAAAGUCAAGUUACAUCGUUGCUUUCUUGCUGUUGGGAACGUUGGCUUGUGAACAUCCUUAGAUGGCGGCUCCGUUCUCAACUAAGCCGCUUUGAUGUCCAAAAUACCUGCUGGAAACGUGUCCAUGACAAGAGCAGAUGUGAUUUAGCAGUUCUACUGUUGUCCGAUACUUUUGCGUUAAAAGUGCACGAUUUGUGGGUCAUUGGUUUAUUUGUUACAUUCCCAUUUUUGUUAAAAUGUAUUUCUUAUCAUCAAGCAAAUUUUUAA
Candidula unifasciata is the source of this 319-nucleotide messenger RNA. The record is from the annotation of a GenBank genome assembly. NCBI's taxonomy places the organism in Eukaryota, Metazoa, Mollusca, Gastropoda, Stylommatophora, Geomitridae.